UCAGCGGCGCCGGCGCGGAGCCCAGCGCAGCCGGGCCAUGGGCGGCGGGGCGGCCGGGCCGCGGGCCACCGCGCCGGGGCAGCAGCUCCGCGCUCUCUUCUACGCGCUGCCGCCCGGAGAGAGCUCCUUCCGCACGGUGGAGGAGGUGCCCGACUACGUGGAGAAGAGUAUUCCAUUCUUCAUUGCUUUUAUUGGGCUGGAGUUUGCUGUCAGCUGGGUUCAGAAGCGUAAGCUGUCAGGUCGGAUCAAUGAUGGCAUAAGUUCUCUUUCCUUAGGCAUCCUGUCUCGACUGCCAGAUGUUUUAUUCAGAAGUGUUGACUUAAUUAGUUAUAUCUACAUAUGGAACAACUACAGACUCUUCGAACUGCCCUGGGACUCACCAUGGACGUGGUAUUUGACACUCCUGGGAGUGGACUUUGCAUACUACUGCUUUCACCGCAUAAGCCAUGAGGUUAAUAUACUGUGGGCAGCGCACCAAGUACAUCAUAGUUCUGAAGAUUACAACUUAUUCACAGCCUUGAGACAAUCUGUACUGCAGAAAUACACCUCCUGGAUUUUCAACUUGCCCAUGGCUCUUUUCAUUCCCCCUUCAGUGUUUGCUGUUCAUCUACAGUUUAAUCUACUUUACCAGUUUUGGAUACAUACAGAGGUUAUCACCAACCUUGGGCCUCUGGAGUGGAUUCUUAAUACUCCCAGUCAUCACAGAGUUCAUCAUGGUAGAAAUCCUUACUGCAUUGACAAAAAUUAUGGUGGCACACUCAUUAUCUGGGACAGGAUAUUUGGAACAUUUGAGGCAGAAGAUGCAAAAGUUGUAUAUGGCUUAACACAUCCAGUAAAUUCAUUUGAUCCCAUCAUGCUCCAGCUACGUCCCUUGGCUCAUAUUUGGAACACAUUUUGGGCCACACCUGGAUUCUGCAAUAAGCUUUCUGUCAUAUUCAAAGGGCCAGGCUGGGGACCAGGCAAACCUAGACUUGGCCUUCCUGAGGAAAUCCCAGUGAUCACUGGAAAAGAAGUUCCCUUCAAUCCAAGUGUACCAGCUUAUCUUAAUUGCUAUGCAGUUGUACAUUUUGCUAUAAUAAUGGACUUGUAUACUGAACUUCUUGGUACCGUGACUAUGUUAUCACAGGGAACUGUUCUCCUGAGAAUUGGCUUUAUCAUUCUGUCCUUGACCUCUUUCGGACUGCUUAUGGAGAACAGGCCCAAAGCAGGAAUUUGGGAAAUCAUCCGCUGCUUAGUCUUCGUAGGUGUGUACAAACAUGGCUACUUAAGGAGUCAGUUUUCUUCCUUGGGCUAUGCAUAUGAGGAGAUAUGUGGGCUCCAGACUUCAAACAGAGCCUGUAAACAUGAAAGAGUUUUUCCCUACACUUCAACAGAAGAAGGUUUCUUCUCUGAUGUUUUGAUAUGGUCUUGUUUUCCCUCUGCGCUGCAUUCUGGGGAAUCCAAAUUAUGAAGCGGAUCACUUCAUCCAAAGAUAAACAUCACUGAAAGAGCAGUUCUAACAUCACUAAUUAUGGAAACAGCACUUUGGAAUAACCUUCUAAGUUCCUUGGAAUUAAUCAGCCAUGAAUCUUACUGAAUCGCAAUCAUUUUACUUAUGAUAGGAGAGGUUUGUGAUUUUAUAUGAAAGUUUGAAAGAUUCAUUAGGACAUGUAUUCAUUUUUAUUUGAUUUCAAAAAAAAUAUUUAAUUUCCUUCCAAUUUAAAUAAAAUGUUUGUUCACAACGUAUAUUUUUACAUUCAAAGGAUUACAAGUCUUAGAAACCAUGUAAAACAAAUUGCAUUUUUGCAGUGAUUUUGGUAGCAAUCAUACGUGAAAAGUAUUUUUCACAAGAGGAAUAAUUAAAAUCAUAUUUGUUGUAACCUGGUAUAAAGUGACUGACUGUCUUCCUAUUGAGGCUAAACAUAAACAUAUGUGAAUGUCAGUUUUUCCGUAAUGAUUGAAUUACACUAGAAUCUCAAUGUCAUGCCCAAUUCGUUAUUCAUAACAUACAGCUACGUGAGGAUGAGUAGUCGAGGCAAGAAAAUGAUUAAAAACAGCAUGAUAAAAUAACUCGAACUAGUAUGACUUGAAACAUCUUCAAUAAAAUUGGCUGAUAUAUAUGUUGUAUAAUGCAGACUUACAGUUUAGACUGAAUUAUUUAAGGAGUACACCUGUAGCUGCCAACUUUAGAUACUGAUCAGGCCAGCACUUACAUAUGGGUAUCCCAUUGACUAAUGUUACUCACGUGACAAAAUAUUUGCAAGGCUGGGCCCUUAAUUUCUCAUAAUUUCCUGCUGGGGUGAUCUCAGGGGAGAUGCAAGUCUUGUCUUUCAGGAGCUGUUGGAAAGAUGGUUUGUACUAAGACAGGAAAAUUAAAUACAAAUGGUAAAGGGAGUCUCCAAACAGCAGGACUGGCAAAAAUACUAGAGCUAGGUUGUUUUUCUUUCCUCACACUCUUCCAACUUUUUAUUUGGCUCCAAGACUUUUAGAAGUGCUUAAAGUCAAGUAGCUAAAAAAUGUAGGCUGUCUUGCAUGCCUCAAACUAGUAAUAAUACCUGGAUUAAAAAAUGGAUUUAAGUUUGGGUGGGUUUUUUUUCCCAUUCCAUUUUCCUUUAAGGUGUUAAUGACAUGCUAACAGACAUCUCAGAUUUAGACAGAUAGCCUACUGUUAAUUAACCCAUAUUUUCAGUCUCUAGCUGUAACAGAUGCCACUGUCUACAUAAUUGGAUAUUUCCAAUAAAUUGUCAGAAACACAAUAAUGUUAUAGAAAUAAAAUUGAUCCAAUGUUUA
This is a messenger RNA of Harpia harpyja (harpy eagle), 2769 nucleotides long. It is a transcript of the gene AGMO, whose product is annotated as alkylglycerol monooxygenase. Gene Ontology annotation, biological process: lipid biosynthetic process. NCBI's taxonomy places the organism in Eukaryota, Metazoa, Chordata, Aves, Accipitriformes, Accipitridae. The transcript has 14 exons. Gene Ontology annotation, cellular component: endoplasmic reticulum. Gene Ontology annotation, molecular function: iron ion binding; oxidoreductase activity. Bases 38 to 1450 code for a protein of 470 amino acids. The record is from RefSeq and is a predicted model, not a curated record.